AUAGAGAAGAGAGAAUGGAGAAUAGAAAUCUGUACCUGCCAGUGGAAUUGGUGAAUAAAAUCCUGUUAAGGCUGCCGGUGAAAUCCCUAGGGCGAUGCAAGUGCGUAUGUAAGUUAUGGUGCUCCAUCAUUAGUAGCACCUGUUUCAACUUCCAACACCAAAACCAUACCAAGGAUGAUAAUACCAGCAAUCUUUAUCUCAUCUUGGAUACCCCCAUUAACUCUGUCACUGACCCUUUAAUGAGAAAAACUGUUCUGAGGUUUUCGUACGACACCUUUGAAGCUGUGCAGACACUCUACCCUGAUCCAUCAUUAAAGCACCCUAGAUCGGGACGAUAUUUUCACAUUGAAUAUACUUGCAAUGGUCUCUUCCUUUUUUCUUAUUUUAAAAAACCCAAUUUCAUCUUGUUCCUAUGGAACCCCACCACAGGAGAGAGCAAGCUUCUCCCACUUUCCUCAUCCCAAGCUCAAUCCCUAGCCCAAUAUCGAGCCCAAUCCCGAGCCCAAGCCUUGAAGAAGUUGAAGAAGAAAAUUACCUUUCAAAAUUUGGGGUUCGGGUUUGACACGAAAACUAUGGAUUACAAGGUGGUUUUCAUUCACAAUCACAAGUACAAAGGCAUUGAUGAGGUGGUGGUUGUGGUUGAGAUGUACAGCUUAAAAACAAACUCUUGGACAACAAUAGCAACUCAUUCACGCAAGGAUUUUCAGACAUAUGCUUAUUAUGAUGGGCGUGCUGUUUUCAGCAAUGGCGUUAAUGGAAUGCUUUCCUGGAAAGCAAUGCAUAAGGAGGAUGGGGAUGUUUAUGAUAAGAUUAUUUCGCUAGACCUGAGCAGAGAGACCAUAAUAACUACGCUCCUGCCUAGUAGUAUUAGUCGUCCUCAUCUUCAUCGUUAUCCUGACAAUAGGUCUAAUUAUCCUUUCCUUUAUAAGGAGUCCUUGGCUCUGGUCAAUUAUCCUGUCGUUAGCCGGUCAGAAAAUAGGACUUUUGAAAUAUGGGUAUUGGGUGAAUAUGGUGUUAAGGAGUCAUGGAAGAAGCUAUUCACUAUUGGAACUCUUCCAAGAAGAAUUAGUCAAGUAUUGGGAUUUUGGGAAGAUGGUAAGGUGCUUGUUCAAACAUAUUGUGGGACGAAGUUUUCGCCUCAAACCCAUAAAGCUACAUAUGUAAAAAGGCUGCUUUUGUUUGACGUUCUGAAUCCUACCCAGCGUCUUCAAAUUUUUAAAGGAACUUAUACAAAGAUGUUUACCUAUAGGGAGACUUUAGUUUCACUUAAAAGUUAGGACACGUUAUUUAUUGACCUGCUUCUUUUCUAGUAGCUAUAGGAGUAUCUUAGUAGUAUUUUUGUAUGUACAUUUUUUAAAUAACGGUUUCUUUCAUAUGGGACAAUGGAAAUUAAGUCAACAAUAAUUUGCUUCA
This is a messenger RNA of Ziziphus jujuba (common jujube), 1413 nucleotides long. Its product is annotated as F-box/kelch-repeat protein At3g23880-like. The transcript has a single exon. The coding region runs from base 15 to 1277 and encodes 420 amino acids. NCBI's taxonomy places the organism in Eukaryota, Viridiplantae, Streptophyta, Magnoliopsida, Rosales, Rhamnaceae. The record is from RefSeq and is a predicted model, not a curated record. Gene Ontology annotation, molecular function: protein binding.